Molecule: messenger RNA, 1874 nt
Organism: Cuscuta campestris
Lineage: Eukaryota; Viridiplantae; Streptophyta; Magnoliopsida; Solanales; Convolvulaceae
Source: the annotation of a GenBank genome assembly
GGCGGCAAGACUCCCGACCAGACGAUCACCAACGGCGACGACAACCAGUGGCGAGGCGGCUACACUACUUCGUGCCCUCGCACACGAGCUUAUCUAUUUGCAACAUCAACAAUUCCGCGUCUCAGCUGCUCCUUCUCUCCUGACACCAAUAUCCGGCCGUUGCAACUCCGACCAACGAAUACUGUACUUUGAGAUCAAUGAGCAAGGCAUGCACUGACUACGGAUUUGCAAGUACAGAGACAAAAUGAGUUUCAGAGGCAAUGUAGAUAGAGCUAUAAGCAAAGUAUUAUAGACAGAGAGUACUACCAGAUCCUUGUGCUUUCUAUUAUGCCUUUCAACUAGCUCUUAUAGCUGUGGUCAAUAGCACUCAAAAGAAGUUGUGCCUUUCCUACAACCUGCAAGCUUAAUAGCAGAAUUGUACUCAAGGCCUCAGAAAUGUAUGCGAAAGCACUCACAGUAUCAUUGUGCAGUCCCAUUUCGACAAAGUUUUCACCUUCAGCUCAUUUUGUUUCUCCAUGCACUCAAUCAAAAAGCUUGGUUGGUUCAUCUGAAGUGAAAUAUGGGUAUUUUAAUUCAAUCAAAAUGGCAUCUGGAUCACCAAAGAGUUCAAGAAAUGGCGGUAGAUGUGUGGUGGUGAAUGUAAUGAGCGAAGGCUCACAAAGGGACAAUGAUAAUGAUGACGGGUUUUACAUAAGGAGAUGUGUAGAGCUUGCUAGGAAGGCAGUUGGGUUCACAAGUCCUAAUCCUAUGGUUGGUUGUGUUAUUGUUAAAGAUGGGAGGAUUGUGGGUGAAGGGUAUCACCCAAGAGCCGGUCAACCUCAUGCUGAGGUUUUUGCACUUAGAGAUGCUGGGAGUAUGGCUCAAGAUGCAACUGCAUAUGUGAGCUUAGAACCUUGUAACCAUUAUGGUAGGACUCCACCAUGCGCGGAUGCACUGAUCAAAGCCAAAGUGAGGAAGGUGGUUGUUGGAAUGGUAGACCCAAAUCCCAUUGUGGCCUCAAAAGGGUUGGAUAGACUACGUGAUGCGGGAAUUGAAGUGACAGUUGGUGUUGAGGAACAACUCUGCCAGAAGCUUAAUGAAGCCUUCACACAUCGAAUGUUGACAGGGAAGCCAUUUGUUAUUUUGAGGUACUCCAUCUCACUUGAUGGCCAUCUUUUGGGAGAGCUAGGAGAGGGUGUCGCAGAGUCAGGUGGCUACUACUCAAAACUGUUUCAAGAAAAUGACGCAGUCAUACAUCUCUCCACCCUGUCAGGAGAUAACCCCCACUCAGUUCUUACAUCAAAAGAGCCUGGAGCCAACCAACCACUUCACAUUGUAUUAGCUGCCUCUCCAGAUCUACCAAACAACCCCCUCCCCUCCAGUGCAGAAGCGACUCAGAAAGUGAUCGUCUUCACAGAGAAAGUGGGGGUACAUGAUUCAGACCAAAGAGCAGCCGACUUGGUCGCUUUGGAUGCAAUGAGUUUCACAUCUAUUCUUGAACAGUGUGAACGCCGGGGGAUAUCUAGUGUUGUGGUGGAUGUCAGGUGCAGCGCUAGCGAAUUUGACCGGAUUUUGGAAGAGGGAUUCGAGCAAAAACUGUUCCAGAAGGUUGUGGUGGAAGUGUUGCCAGUCUGGGGAGGAGGAUCACACAGGUUUAAGAGCUUGGGGCAGAGUCUUAAAGUGAAGAAUCUGACUUCAGUGGUCUCUGGUAAUAGUGUUCUCUUGGAAGGGUAUUUCUGACUCAAUGAAUACACGCAUACUUAAGCUUGCAAUUGAUUAUGGAUGAUUUGUUGUAUUGUUAUUGUCAAACGGAUAGAAUUCUCCGUAUUAUUAUUAAUUUCAUCUGCUUUGUAUCCAUUCUACAUGCGUAUGAUGAAUGAAUUCAAUAAUUGAUA